CUACACGGUGUUGUCAGCUCCCCCUCAAUGUUGUCAGCUCCGCACAUCAGCAUGGCCGCACACUAGUUUGUAGGAUUACUGUCUCUCUUUGCCAUACGUUUCACCAACUAUUAUCGCUCCCCUCCGCCUCUGAUUUCAUCUCAACCUUAAGUCCACCUCUAACUCUCUGGGUUGACGUGAAGUGAGAGGCCAGAACAUUAAGAAUGGCGCAGGUACCUUUGCGCAUGGCUCAGCCUGGUCUGGUGCCCCCCCAUCAACAACGUCCUCCCAUGAUGGUCUCCAUGACACAACCACCACCUGUAUCCAUGCAAGCAGGUCUGGUGAGCAUGGCGCCCAUGAUGGCCCCAGCGGGUGGGAUGGCGGUUAUGACGCAGGCCAUGAGCCACCCAGAUUCUGGUGUUGGUCCUGAUCAUCACACCCUCAAUGCUCCAUAUCAUCAUCACCACCACCCCCAUCACCAUCAUGGCCCUCCUGGUCCACAUCACCCAGGCCCCCCACCACACCACCCCAGUGGGCCUCCCCAGCCUCCCCCAACAGGUCCUCCCCCCCACACGGGCCCUCCCCAUCUCUGUGCCCAUCACCCAGCUCAGGCCCCUCAUCAUGGCCCACAUCCAACUCAUGCCCCACACCACGGUCCUCAUCACUCUGGCCCACACUCGGGUCCUCAUUCUGGCCCACAUUCGGGUCCUCACUCGGGGCCGCAUGGUGGGCCACAUGGUGGACCACAUUCUGGUCCACAUGGGGGUCCACAUGGAGGACCACACAGUCAUGGUGGCCCUCACUCUGGUCCUCACAUGGGACCUCACACAAGCAACAGCGGUAGUGGGCCACACAGUGGGCCACAUGGUGGGCCACAUGGAGGACAUCAUGGUGGACCAACGCAUCCUCAGUCCCACCUACAAGCAGCAGCAGUUGCUGGUCCUCCCCACAUGACACACCCUCCACACACUGUCAUGCACCACUCUGCGCCACACCAGGUCACACGUUACCAGAUGAGUGGCAUGGGUAGUGGAGGGCCUGGGGGCAUGGGAGCCUCUCCAAACAGUAGUCAUCAACAGCAGCAACAGCAGCAGCAACAACAACAGCAACAACAGCAGCAACAACAGCAGCAGCAACCUCCACCACCACUCCAUACACAAGUACAACACCAACCAAUGGCUCAGACAAUGCAACAUCAACCACACCAGCAGCAGCCACAACAGCAACAGCAGCAACAGCCACCACAGCAGCACCAGCAACAACCACAACCACAAGAUAUUGUUGGCAAUGGUGGUGUAGUUGUAGGAAUGACUCCAACAAGCAGUGGUGUUGGCGUUAGUGUGGGUGGCUCAUCUCCAACGAAUUCCUCUUCAAUGAGCAACUCAAUGUGCCUCUCUAAUACUGAUCCUUCAACGUCAAGUAAAGAGAAGACCCCAAUGUGUCUUAUUAAUGAGCUUGCCAGAUAUAAUAAGAUUCAACACCAGUACUGUUUAACGGAUGAGAAGGGUCCAGCACACAAGAAGACCUUUACAGUAACAUUGAGGCUUGGGGAGAGUGAGGAAUACACAGCCUCUGGUCCCAGUAUCAAAAAAGCUCAACAUUCGGCUGCUGCCAUAGCUCUUGAGAAGACGCAGUUCAAACACCCACCCCCAAAGACACAACGACAGAACAAACAAACCAAACUCACACCGACCGUUGAAUUAAAUGCCCUUGCAAUGAAGCGAGGAGAAGCUGCUGUUUAUACCUUUAUGGAGACCCCCCGUCCCCCCAAUCCAUACUUCAACAUGCCACCAAACAUAAGAGCCAUGUAUAAUCAGAAAUAUUAUGGACGACCGCCACUUUACCCUAUAUUCUUUGUAACAUUAAGAGUUGGCACUCGGGAAUUCAUAGGUGAAGGAACCACAGCUCAACAGGCAAAGCACAAUGCAGCCUCCAAAGCGUUAAAAUUAAUGAAACAACUUCCCAUGCCUGAGAAUGCUACUACAUGUACACAAGGAGAUUUGAAAUCUCCCAUCUCCCUUGUUCAUGAAAUUGCACUGAAGCGCAAUUUGACUGUUGCGUUUGAAGUCAUACGUGAAUCGGGUCCUCCACACAUGCGAACUUUUGUCACAGUUUGCAUUGUGGGAGAAUAUAGAACAGAAGGAGAAGGCACAGGCAAGAAGGUCAGCAAAAAACGAGCAGCAGAACUUAUGCUAGAAGAACUACGCAAACUGCCUGCCUUACCACCAACCUCACUCAUACGAGUUAAGCGUAAACCCACCACAAAGAAGAAAAGUCGAAACCUCAUCAAGGUGGGUCAAGAGGAACAAAAGGCAGCUCCAGAGUAUGGGCAGGGAAUCAAUCCAAUAUCAAGACUGAUCCAGAUCCAGCAGGCUAAGAAAGAGAAAGAGCCAGUGUACACCAUGCUGGCCGAACGAGGGGUGCCUCGACGCAGAGAAUUCAUCAUGCAGGUGACAGUUGGCAACCAAAGUGCUCAAGGUAGUGGUCCAAAUAAGAAGCUAGCCAAAAGAGCUGCUGCAGAGAACAUGUUACAACUCCUUGGAUACUCCCGCCCACAGCCCCAACCUGGCAAACCUGCUAUCAAGACUGACGGUGCUCACUCUGACCCUGACAAAACUAGGAAGGUGACAUUCCUUGAAGAUGGAGGAGAGACUAGAGGAUCUGAUUCGGCUGUUGUUGGAGGUGUGAAUAACGUCAACCACAUGGGAGGGCCUGCGGUGGGUGGAGGACGUCAGCUAGUCCCAGGACUCAUCAUGAUGCCAGAUGGCUCCGCUCUUCAUGGUUUCCAGCAGGUUCAGCCACAAGGUAUGGGUAUGGUCAGUGUUGGUCCCAUGGUGAACAUGCAAGCAACAGCAACAAUAGCAAAGGAACUUUUGAAAUCAGGAAACUCUCCAACAGCUGAAGCCAUGGUAAAGCAGAACCCACCAACUGGUCCACAGGGACCUCCACAGGGACCCCCUCCCUCAAGUCAACAGCAGGCACCUAUGCAGCCACCACAACAGCAGCAACAGCAACAGCCCAUGGCAACAUCUCAACAGCAGCAGCAACCACAGCCUCCUCCACAACAGCAGGUCCCUCAACCACAGGCACCACAACAGCAGCAGCAACAACAGCAGCAACAGCAGUCCAUGGUUAAUCAGAAUCAGACUGUGCCAUCAACCCAAGCUGUACGGCCAAAGGAUCAGCUGAUGUAUUUGGCACAGAUUUUAGGCUUGCAAGUGCAGUUUACUGAUUUUCCAAAGGGCAACAAGAGUGAAUAUCUGAGUCUGGUCUCACUUACCACCAGCCCCCCUCAUGUAUCUCAUGGUGCAGGCCCUACUAUUGAUGAUUCACAUGAUCAGGCUUGCUUGACAGCUCUGCGAGCACUAGCGAAGAUGGGCCUGGACACAGUCACAGCAGCCAAGCAAGAAUAAAAAUCCAACCAGUGCUCAGCAGGAGGAUAAUAUCAACCCUACUUGUACUGCUGAAGAUGCAGCUGAUGUUGGCAUUAAUUGUCAAUUGGGCUCAUUUUUCCUCUGUACUUAGGUAGAUGCACCAAAUUGAUUAAUGUCCACAUGUGAAGAUUGUAAUAACUAUUCUUGAAACAAAUGCCGCAUAAUUUGCUAGACAUUGAGGAACAAGGGAGUCACAGUUUUCAAGAAUUCUUAAGACCUCCUCAUAUGUGCACAUGCGAUGUCACAUAACAGCUGUGUAAAAGCAGCGACAAAUUUGCUAUAAAGCUAGAAGUCCUGCAAUGGGUACUAGGAUUUCAGCCUUAUUGUCAUGUUGGUUGAUGUAAUCUUCCUCUGCACUUUCAUGUAACCCUUAUACAUCACAGUGAUAUGACUAUCGGAAUAUUGAUGCACAUUAUUGAUUAUAUAUAUACAUAUAUAUUUGCUUUUAUAUAUAUAUAUAUAUAUAUACACACAUAUAUAUACACGGCUUGAUCUGUACUUCUGAGCCUUUUGUAAAGCCUUCUCUAGGGCUUCUUAUCUAUCUAUAUGUUGUUGCGAGAUAUUAUAUGCGAGCACUUUUAAUCUCACAACUGCCGAUCUCGCCGUAUAUUCUGUCUUCCUCCUCCGUAUUUUAUCUUUUUAUAAUCUUAUCUAUUUCAUUAAGCAUAUCCUAAGAGAUUAGAAUUCUUUAUACGGAAGAAAAAGAGAGAUUACCAUGUCCCAAUAUUAAGUGAAACUGUAUGGCAAACAGUGAUAUUAGGGGAUACUGAGCUUUAGCUUUUAUCUGUGCUAAGGCUCAAUUUCCCUACUUAACAAAUUGAUUACCUACAAGAAAUGUAUGAUGCCUCCUGCAGACUUAGUGUGCGAUGCUGGUUAUCUGGUGCCACUGUUGGGGUGGAGUGUGGUAGGGAGGGAGGAGACUUAUCCACCAUCUCCUGCCCUCCCUCCUACACUCAUGUAAUCUUAGGAUGGUUGUGUACAAGAGCUGCCUCCCAUAGAGAGAUAUUGUAUAUUUAGUCACAGUGCAAUGAGUACUGCAUGUCAUUGUGGUAACAUUCAUGUCAUGUCGUAACAUUUGAGACAAACUUAGUCAUUCCUUAAGCUUAUGACCUCUAUUUGUAUUUGCCUGUGACUUUGGUUAUCUGCUUUUACUGUUUUGAUUAGUACAAGUGGCAUUAAAACAACAAACAACAAGAAAAGUAACACUGAAUAAAGUAACCAUAAUAUUUGCUUUAAUUGAAGCUUUUUCCCAGUCCAUGAUGUUUAUGCUGUCAGGAAUCUUAAUGGUUAAGUUUUCCUUGCUUGACUAAAUUAAGAAAAAGUGAUUCUUAGUUGUAUAGAUAUAUUAUGUUAGGUUGAUUAGAGCAGCACUUGAUAUGUUAGUUUUAAGUUCAGGCUUCAGCCUUCAUAAUUGGUGCACAUCCAUCCCCUUGUUCAUCUUUGAGUGUAUCAGUUUUGUUUUGAUUAAGUCACCCUUUAAAUAAGUAUCACUUCUGCUUCUAGUCAUAGCAAGGAAUUUCCCAAGAUUAAGUACAGUCAUUAACAUCAGACAUAAACCAGAAAAUUAGUGUGAACAGAUCCUUAUAGGGCAGGAUUUUUUCUUUUGCUUUUUUUUUUCUUUCAUUAAAGCUGACAUACCAACCAUAGAAUAUUUAAAACUUUUUCAUCCCAGCCCUGAAAUUCCCAUAAUAUCUGAGCUCAUAGAAGUUUAGAUGCUUAUCAGCUUUACAAAUACUUGCAGUUGCUUUUGUCAUUACUACUAUGAUAUCAUUUGUUGUGGAGCAUAGUAAAUUUUGUUUUUUUGGCUGAAAUAUUUCUAUUUGUAGCUCUUCUAUUUUGUCCUGUCAAUAAGAACUGCAAUAACUGUAAGAAGUAAACCUUUAAUAGAAGUGUUUUGGCAGCAAGAACCUUUGAUUAAUGACUUUCCAGUACUGUUCUGCUAGCUAUGUCCCUUUAAGGUAAGAGCGCUUCAUAACUUGUUCUUCAUGGCCUUUAGCUGCUUUAACUGAACGAUGCGAACUAUGUAACUGUAGAAGAUGAUCAGGGUUUGCCGAGAUGAUCAAGUCCUUUGAUGGUACAAAAUAUGCUGUGGAGCCAUGUAAUGUCAGUGAAGAUAGGCAGUGAAUGAGCUCACAAAGUGGCCACAAUGGUAUAGAUGUAAUUGUUAUGCCCCCAUUAAUAACAAUACUGACCUGCUCUUAUGGGGUUAUUAUAUUUGUAAAUGCCUCUCUGCAUAUGUGGUAGCUACACCAUAGGCUGGAUUUUAAAACAGGCACUUUUAUCUAAGCAGAAACUUGCUGCUUCAGCAGAUUGUCUUAAGAAACGAAUUGCUCAAGUGUUUUCUUUACUGCAGUUAAAGUGAUGUUUUAAUAAUCCAUUACCUCAUUUCUUGAGCAAUACCACUCUAAGCUCUCUAACCCCCAACAGAACCAGAUAUAAGGAUUUGGGGCAGGAUAGUGUUAUUCGCCAAACCCCUUUAGUAUGUGUUUAUCAACUGUAGGAUGUGUUAUAUAACCCAAACCCAAUAGUUGUCUCGAGCUUGAAUUUGUAAAUCCAAACAGGAUAUAAAUUUUUGCUUGUGAUGACAGAGGGGUUGACAACAGUGGCGGUUAACACUCUCAUGCUGUGAUGAUGCCGUGAGUGCGACUGAUUACAAUUAUGAACACAUAUGAAGACAACGGAAAAUACUGCCUGAGUGGACUAUGAGCUAUGGCUCGAGUAACUUUCUGGUGGUGUGGUCAAGUGAAUGGUAAAAUGCUUACAGCUGUAGGUUAGAUGGACUGAGAUCUAACCCCACUCUCUGGCUGAAUAAGUGGCAAUAAGAUGGGACAAAAUUAAAUGCGUGUUCGUCUUUAGCACUGGACUUCUGCAUAAACCUUGAUUAUGCUAAUUGGCUGAACAGUAAGGUUUAACCAGUUAGAAGCUUCAAGGCCUAUGCAGAAUUCAAGAUCUAAGUAACAGGCACGCUUUAAUAGUACAUGUUUGUUUGUUUUAUUCUAUGUAAUUCAGUUUAACCAGGUAUUUUUGUGCCAAUUUUUUCAUGUUCGUGAUAUGAUAGUAUUAUCCUUUUUGAUGCCUUAUUAGUCUUUGACUGAAACAAAAACAUGUAGAUCUUUUUGUACCCAAAGCCCAUUAAUGAAAUCUCUUUUAAUCACUAUGGAAUAUCUGAUACUUAUUUUGUGAUAAUUUUUGUAAAGUAGAUAACAUAUGUUCUCUUGUGAUUUAUCAAAGAGCGAAGGGAUUUUUACUUAACCACACCAUCAGGAUUUCAGCUAACUUUAGCUGAGAAAUGUGACAUGACCUACUGUUCUGUGUAUUGCCAUGAGUUACAUAAGGUUCUCUGUCCUCCAGUGUGUCAAUGGAAAUGGAACCUUAUUAGAAUGUGGUUUAAAGCUGGUAAUGACAGGUCAGGUCACAGAACAAUGAGGUUCCCAAUAUUUAUGAUGUAACUACAACGGCUAUGGCAGCCCUUUGAAAGUCACAAAGGGCUGUCAUGGUGGUUGUAGCCUCAUUGCAAAUGUGUGACCUUUUAUAAUGAUGUUUCACUUUCUUAUUUCCCUCAUGUGGUUAAUGGUUCAACUUUAGCUUUGUAAUUUUUUCCUUCUAAGUAAAGAUAAGUAUAUUUAGUGAAUGUGCUUGAUUAAAAUAUUGCUUUUUGGUGACCUGUAUUGCAAUGUCUUAUUGAAAGAACAUUUAAAUUUUUUGCUUGCAAUUUAGAGUUAAAGUGUUUAGAUGCUUCAGUAUUUUUUGACUUCGCUGUUGUCUUCAUGUCUAUUCAUUUAGAAUAUUUGAGGAUUCUCGGGGUGUGAUGGUGGUGGCAUGUUCCUGGUCUUGGGUACACAGUAACUGAGAAUUGUCACUUUUUUACUGUAGUAGUAUUAUUGUUAUUACUGUCAUUAUUAUUAUUAUUAUUAUUAACUGUAUACAAAUAUUCCUCACCCCUUUUCAAGGUACAAUAUCUAUGAUUCAUGUUUUGUGCUCUCAAUAUUUUGUUUGAAAAUAUUUGAGAAUUCUCUCUAGUUUUGUAAAAGGAAUGCUGCUCCUACAUUAUUUUCAUACAUUAACAAGAAAAGUUUGUAAAAUCAUUUCUUGAGUGUUGAUGCAGAGAUACAGCAAUGAUCUAUAUUUGUUAUGGUGGUAAAUCCAGUGUCUGUAUUCUGUUUGUGAAGAUGUUAAUAAGGUAUUACUACCUUGAGGGAAACCAUUAGAUCUACCCAAUAACUAAUAUAAUCCCUCAUUACAAAGAUGUAUGUUGUACUUUGCAAGGCCCCACUGUCUUUAUCUAUUUAAGAAUAUUUAGUGGAAAUGAUCACGAAUUAAUGUAUGCUUUGUAGAUAUUUUCUUUGUAAUUGUUUUCAUCUCUUAGCUAUACCAUCAGCAUUUGUUAAAGUCAGAUAUUACCAUGAGCCUAUGCACUUUUGUUGAUUUCAUUAGCUGCAAUAUUGAGACUCACUUUGGACGUUGAGUAAUAACGUAGGACAUGUGCAUAAUAAUUACAGUACUUAAUUGAAUAUACACACAAAUUAGACCUGCAGUAUACACCAGAGUGUUCAGUGUAAUGAGUCAAAGUGGUCGAAGGUGGAUAAGGUUGCAUGAUUAAUUUAUGUGAUAUACAUUUGAUGUUCAACAAAUUUCAUACAUACCUCUUCUGUUUAUAUGGAUUGGACAUGAGGUAUGUAAUAUAUACAUAGCCCUUUCAUAACAUGUUAUAAAUAUAUGAUUUUCCAAAUGAUGGUUACAAUCAAAUGUGUUCAGUGUUCAUAAUGAGUAAGAACUGGAAGAAAUUCAAAUACUUUUAACCCUUUUCCAGUAGGGCCAUUUUGUGCUGUGGUAAUAGAUGUAUUUGCAAUUUUCCUCUCAAAAAUCUUUUUAUGUUACCUUAAAAGACUGCAAUUUGACUUGACAGUCUCCAGGUGGUCCACAUCAAGUCACCCUGCUGCGUUUUUGGCAAGGUGACUCGUAAAUAUCAGGGACACCGUCACCCCUACCACCACCACCCCAGUAUCUCAUUAUCCGGGAUGACCUUGACAGAGCCGCCUUCACUAAGGUGUGGACGCCGCCCUAUCUGAUGAGUACCCAACAAUGUAAAUCAAGUUCAUCAUAUGCUCUUUUAGUGUAAUUUUUGUAAAGGGAAGAAUUUUGAUUAUGGAGUUGUAGUAAAGGACUUAAUUUUACUUGGAUUUUUUGUUUAAUGCUAUAGCAUGCAUUGUUACAGUAUAGCUUAUUGCAUAUACAACUGAGGAAACUGGCAUUUAAUUUACAUUGAUUUUUUUCAGUCUAAUGUGUUUAUGAAGUUUUCAUCUGAUGUUUAUUAAUGCGUUGAACUCUCAAAAAAAGAUAAAUCCAGGUUAUUAUUGUCAUUGUCAUUUGUUAAAAAUAUUUCCUAUUUUUGUUAUGAGAGCAUAUAUAGAAUCCCAAACUUAAAAUAUUUUAAGUGGAUUGUGAUAUUAUUUAAAUGGGAUGAGUCACCUCCCAAGUCUCGGCUCUGUUACGGUCAAACUCUACAAUAAAAGGUUGAUCUGAA
Molecule: messenger RNA, 8937 nt
Organism: Penaeus vannamei (Pacific white shrimp)
Lineage: Eukaryota; Metazoa; Arthropoda; Malacostraca; Decapoda; Penaeidae
Source: RefSeq, a predicted model, not a curated record